UCAGUCUAUACUUGUAUUUAGAUGGAACGGACGUUAGCGGUCCGUUGACGCGUUGACAUCGUCGUAGCCGUUUGAACUUACUAAUUAAUACUUACCGUUCAGUAAAACUAGCUUCUAAACAAAGCUUGCGUAAAUCACAGUGAAUUAUUAUCCCCUGAGAAUUUCUAAACUUCGGAGGCUUCUCUUAUUAACGUGUUCGAAAUGGCUUGCACUUGUGAGGUAAUCGGCCUGGCCUGCAUUGUGGCUCUUAUCUUAAGUAUAUCUGCCAAGGCUCCAUACCAAAUGCGUAUGUUCAUCGUGUACUUUGGAGCGGGAGCUAUAGUCAUGUUAUGUGUGCCCUUUAUGAUCUUGCGACCCCGAGACUAUCGCAAUGCGCUGGUUCCAUCCUGGUGCUUCCGACAGUUAUGCAAAUUAAUGGGCAUAACCAUGGAAGUGAGAGGUCUGGAGAAUGUACGCACAAAUCAUGGCAGUGUAAUCCUGAUGAAUCAUCAAAGUGCAUUGGAUCUGUGUGUACUGUCGUAUCUGUGGCCAGUGAUUGGACGUGCCACUGUGGUGGCCAAGAAGGAAAUACUCUAUCUACCAUUCUUUGGCAUUGGUGCCUGGCUAUGGGGUACUCUGUAUAUAAAUCGUUCACGUAAAUCCGAUUCGAUUAAUUCACUGCAAAAGGAGGCCAAGGCUAUACAGCAGCGGAAUUGCAAGUUAUUACUCUUCCCAGAGGGUACACGUAACUCCAAGGAUACACUAUUGCCCUUUAAGAAGGGCUCCUUUCACAUUGCCAUGCAGAGCAAGUGUCCCAUUCAGCCGGUAAUCAUAUCUAAAUAUGCCUUUAUGGAUGAUGAUAAGAAAACUUUCCGACCUGGUCACGCUCUGAUUCAAAUUCUACCAGAAAUACCGACGGACAAGUAUGAGAAGGAUGAUAUGGAUAAGCUAAUUGAUGAUUGUCGCAAUAUCAUGCAAGCGGAAUACACAAAAUUAACGAAGGAAGGCUUAGCCUUGAAUUCGAAAAAGCGGGCAUAGAACUGCCAUAGGCUAUAUAUAUUAUAUAUAAACUCAGGUUACAGACACACACACACACACACAAAACCCAUGCAUAGUUCCUAUUUGGAAUAUCUUUUUGGAGCUUUUGUUGUUUUUUCUUCGAUCUACAAGAUUGUCUUUAAGUAUGAGAAAUGAAUCAAAAUGUUACGAAUUGCGGAUAUGUAAAGUUA
Drosophila willistoni is the source of this 1208-nucleotide messenger RNA. It is a transcript of the gene Agpat2, whose product is annotated as putative 1-acyl-sn-glycerol-3-phosphate acyltransferase acl-2. Gene Ontology annotation, molecular function: 1-acylglycerol-3-phosphate O-acyltransferase activity. Gene Ontology annotation, biological process: phosphatidic acid biosynthetic process. Lineage: Eukaryota; Metazoa; Arthropoda; Insecta; Diptera; Drosophilidae. The record is from RefSeq and is a predicted model, not a curated record. Gene Ontology annotation, cellular component: membrane; endoplasmic reticulum. The transcript is spliced from 3 exons. The coding region runs from base 202 to 1017 and encodes 271 amino acids.